CCCGCGCCAAUAUUAUCCGUAAUCGCCAUAAUUUGAUAUCAGCCUCUGAUUCAAUUACUCUUUAAGCCGGCCGUCAAAUUCGACUAGCGAAUCCAUGUCUUAGCCGGAUUAUUAGCUUCGCUCCUUCUUCUCAAAAACAUCAUUUAUAUAACUUUACGAAUAUAUCCACAAGUUGUUGUGAACUUCGAUAAUACUACUUUGUAACCACUAUAAAUAUUUAUGGAAAUUAAAUCGAAGGCGGAUUGUUAGUGCAGUGAAGAACGUCGACAAGAUUUACAUUAUGGACUAUUCGUAUUUGAAUCAGGCCGCCGCCGCCGGCUUUGAUUCGAGCUGCUUGCAGGCGUCCGCUAUGGAUCCAACGGGAUUGGGAAAUAUGCCUUGCUCGUAUGGAGAUCUUACCUCGUGUAGUCAAAUGUCACAAGCGGCCUACAGAUAUACUGCUGCAGCGGCGUCAAUGGCUCGAACUUACAAUCCAGCAACGGCAGGAGCUGGCGCAAUGGUACAUCACCCUGGCUCCACUGGAUCGCAAUGUGCCGUUAUGGGUGGAAGACCGCACGUUCAGGACGUUCACCAUCGAGCUGCCAUGUUUCCGUCAACCAUGAAUUUACAAAGUGGUUUACCUUACAAAGUAUAUCCUGGACACGACGGGGUCUUAACAGAGAAACGGAAACAAAGGAGAAUUCGAACGACAUUUACAUCCGCUCAGUUAAAAGAAUUAGAAAGAGCUUUUCAAGAGACUCACUAUCCCGAUAUUUAUACACGUGAAGAAAUAGCGAUGAAGAUCGACCUCACGGAAGCUAGAGUGCAGGUAUGGUUUCAAAAUAGAAGAGCGAAAUUUCGGAAGCAAGAGCGUCUAGCGCAACAGAAGGCCUCGAACAAUUCGUCGGAUGGGAAUAAUACACAGAGUAGCGUUAAAUCGGAAUCGAACGGGCCCAAAUCUAGUAUUAAUACGAAAGACAUUAAACCUGGAUCACCGCAUUCGGGCGUUUCAACGACGCCUAAUUCCAACACCAGCGUUUCAUCGCAUCAAUCAUCUAAUGGUGAUAUAAAACCAAUGAACGGUAAAUUAUCAGAAGAUUCAUUAGGCUCAAACAAUAACAAAUGGUCAUCGAUGAGUCCACAAUCCUGCAAUACCGCUCUACUGGUCCAUCAAGCCAACAAAGUACUCUCAUCUCAGCCUUCCCACCUUCAGCUCCAAACACACAGCUCGCAUCACGCGGCAGCGGCCGCCGCCGCAGCUCUCUCCGCCCCAUUCUCUUCGCUACUUGGUGCGAGCGGCGGUGCGGCUUCGUACCUUCUAGGCGAUCACCUUAAACCGACGGCCGCCACAAAUCACCUAUUCUAAACAAAAUCCAAUAUUAGAUCUAAUAUGUAUGUUAUAAAUAGGAAGAUUCCAUAAAUAAUACUUACACGAUCCUCAAAUCCGUCUUCGAAUUCGAAUUUAUUGUUACAAUAUUUAUUUUGUUUAUAUAAUAAAAACCGUAUACGAAAGGACAUGGAAUAUUGGCGGCAUGGGUUUGCUUAUAAAUAGAUUAUUUUCAUUUUAGACGAGCAGACGCCUUUUGAAUCACUUUAUAAUUCCAAGAUCUUGAACUGAAAAUAGAUCUGCACUCAUGCACAUUGAAAAUGAUCUCAAAAGGACGUCUGAAAGAUUGCUCGUCAAUGUAGGUUAGAAUGUGGUCUUGAGGACCUAUAAGUGGUGUAAAUAAUUUGUAAAAAACUGAUUGAAUGAAAAUUUUAUAAAUGCAAUUGUAAAUAAUGUGUAUAAGGUACCGUAGGUACAUUUGUUCAAUUUAAUAAUGUGGAAUUUCACAUAAAUUCUAAUAUAAUUCUAGUCCGUUACGUAAACAGUUUUAUGUAUAAAAGUAUGAAAGUAAAAACAUUGU
Messenger RNA from Photinus pyralis (common eastern firefly), 1886 nucleotides. Its product is annotated as paired mesoderm homeobox protein 2B-like. Gene Ontology annotation, molecular function: DNA-binding transcription factor activity, RNA polymerase II-specific; RNA polymerase II transcription regulatory region sequence-specific DNA binding. The coding region runs from base 281 to 1345 and encodes 354 amino acids. Gene Ontology annotation, biological process: regulation of transcription by RNA polymerase II. Lineage: Eukaryota; Metazoa; Arthropoda; Insecta; Coleoptera; Lampyridae. The transcript has 4 exons. The record is from RefSeq and is a predicted model, not a curated record.